GUGAUAUGCCGUAGAAGUUGUAGGCUAGGAUCUGGGAACGAAUUCGAUUUUUUGUUGAAAUUAGUUCGGUCUUUAUGCAGCGCGUGUAGAUGGAGUGAUGGACGUAGAGCCGGAAUAGUGCGACUGAGCAUAAUAACGGGGCGCCGGAAGUAGGAGGAGCCGCGAUGACGUAUGCAGUACUAUGCACCGAGCAUUCGGUUUGCUAUCGCAGAAAAUAAGGUGCAAAUUAAGGGGACCGAGUGGCUACAAACCGCUUAACCAGGCCACAGUUGCAAGUUUGACAUCCGUCAUCAGUGCAUGCUUUCGCGUUUCCAGCUGAUCUUUAAUGAAUCAGGCAUCAUCUUCCAGCGCGACGGACAAUGGGAUACAAGCGAGCUGGUAUCUGCUCGUGCACCAUUGUACUGAUUCUGAUUGUGCUGCCAGCCGUGACGAUCAUCGGUGAUGUGAUCCUGCGCUGGUUAUCUGGGGAUGAUUUUCCCUUGAUCUUCCGGGCCUGCUUUGAUUCUUCGGUGCACAUCUGUCUGGGAUGUCUGGCAUGGAGUGUCACAUUAGUGCAGCGCACCCAUGCGGUGCAUGUACGCAGAGAGAUUCUCUACGCCGGAAUCAUGUCUGCGCUGAUUGAUGUUGAUCAUUUCAUCAAAGCUCGAUCUCUACAUCUGCAGGACGCUCUGCAUAUGGAAUCUCCACCGCCUAUGCACGACAUUGUCAUACCAUUGGUGCUGUUCAUCAUAUCCAUGAUAUUGUACUGCGUCAACUGGUACAGAAACUUCCGAUAUCGCCUUCUACAAUUCUCCGUCCUACAUGCUGUUCAUCUCUUCCGCGAUGCUGCACGGCGCGGACUGAAUGGGGGAUUUGUGCCGUCCGUGUUCCCUCCACAUAGUCCAUUCGGGAUGUUCCCGUUUUUCAUUCCGUUGUUUCCUCUGUUAGCACGAUACAUCGUGCUGCUGAACGAAGUUCCCAUUGAGGAACGCGAACGUGAUCCGCCGACACUAGUCAUUACACAUCCUUCGGAAUCUGAUGAAGAGGACGAAUACGAGCGCACUUUAUUUUACUAAAGCCACUGUUUAUACGUUUACAGCAGCCUGGUAUUUUAAUUUUUAGCUUUUUUUAAUUUUAAUUAGAAAAUUACGUCAGUAUUACUGUUUUGCGAGAUUGUGUAUGUGGAUAUUAAAUGUUUUUGGGUUUUCUAACCCUAAAAGAAUUGUUUACGCUAGAUUUCUAGUGUAUUUUAAUACGCUUUUGUGAAUUUGCGUAGUGUUAGUUCUGAACAGUGAGUGCCAACUGUAAAGAUAUGUUCCGGUGCUCUGUUGCUAAAACGAUUCCGGUCCGGUGUUCGC
Paramacrobiotus metropolitanus is the source of this 1337-nucleotide messenger RNA. Its product is annotated as transmembrane protein 267-like. The record is from RefSeq and is a predicted model, not a curated record. The transcript is spliced from 3 exons. The coding region runs from base 360 to 1055 and encodes 231 amino acids. Lineage: Eukaryota; Metazoa; Tardigrada; Eutardigrada; Parachela; Macrobiotidae.